AUGUUUCGAUAUCGACGUUACCGCGCCUUCCUUGUCUUUGCUGUUAUUGCUGUACUAGCGCUAUACAAAUUUGGGGGUUCAAGCGCGGCGGCAUGGAGAGAAGCUGCAUCGAACGCAGUUGGCUCAGCUGGCCUGAAAAGCGAUGCUGAGAAGGUUCCACAGGAGGACACUCCUCCGCGUCCCGCUGUGGCACAUGAGACGAGAAGUCUGGUGCUAGAUGUACCCGCAGCUAGUACUCCGCAAUCACUUCAGACGCCGCCUCCUGUGAAGACACCGGCUUCUUCGUCAACAUUGAGCCCUGCUGUCACCGAGCAGCAACAGAAGCCCUCUAUCCCUACACCCAUUCGACCACAACCACAUGGCCAGCCCGCCAUUGCGGACAACGCAUUAGAACCAUCAUCAAUUAUUGAUGCGAUUCACUGGACGAAACUUCCCGAACACUUUCCCGUUGCCUCCGAAUCGCUCAUCAAGCUGCCGUCUGGCACCCCGAAAUCCAUACCUAAGAUUCAAGCCAAGUUCAAGCCGGAAGAUGCGACAGCAAAGGCCGAAAGGAUUGCAAAACUGGACAAGAUCAGAAGUGUAGCAAAGAAGUCUUGGGAAGGAUACAAGGCAAAUGCCUGGUUACACGACGAGCUGCGGCCACAGUCUGGUACUUUCCGAGAUCCCUUUGCCCACUGGGGUGCAACGUUGGUAGACGCCCUUGACACUCUGUGGAUAAUGGGCCUCAAGGACGAGUUCGAAGAGGCUGUAAAGGCAGUGGACAGGAUCGAUUUCACCACGACCCCGCGCGCGGAUAUCCCCUUGUUCGAAACAACUAUUCGCUAUCUUGGUGGGCUGCUGGCUGCCUACGAUUUGAGCGACAAGAAGUAUAAGAAUCUGCUAGGAAAGGCGGUAGAGCUCGGCGAAAUUCUUAUAAGCGCAUUUGACACACCCAACCGGAUGCCUGAGACGUAUUAUUACUGGAGGCCUGAUUUCGCGUCUCAACAGCACCGUGCUAGCGCACAUGUUGUUCUGGCCGAGAUAGGGUCACUUUCUAUGGAAUUCACUCGACUCGCGCAGCUCACAGGAGAACACAAAUACUACGAUGCCAUUGCACGCAUCACGGACAACCUGGAGGAGUUUCAGGGGAAGACUCAACUCCCUGGAAUGUGGCCAACAUAUCUGGAUGCUUCCGGAUGCGGAAGACAGUAUAUCGAUAUGCCUCCCCAGGCGCCUCUCAAAGCUCCAGCAGGUUAUCUUGACGACCUGUCGUCAACUGUUGCUGAGCCUGCUACACCCUCCCCUACCGAGAUGCUUUCCCCAGAGGGCAAGAAAUACGUACCAUUAGACUUGCCGGACCCUGUCGUGCUUGCGCAAGAUGAUGUGCCGGCUGACACAGCUGCCAAGGAAGACUCCGUGGUUCCCGGUACCGCUGGAAAGGCAAAGAUUAAGGAUUGGGACGGUAGUGCAGUGGAAAAGCGACAGCUCGAUAUCGAUGAGUCUGAACCACCGAAAGCAGUGCUGGAUGCUCAGGUCGCCUCUUCGACUUCGUCCGCCUCUUACGCUAAGCCGACGCCCCCAGAGUGCAUACCCCAAGGUUUUGUAUCAAGCUCCAGCUACGGACGCGAAGAGUUCACGCUAGGCGGUAUGUCGGAUUCUACGUACGAAUAUCUGCCCAAGCAGUACUUGCUUCUUGGUGGCCAGAUUGAGAAGUACCGGACCAUGUACGAACAGUCGAUGGAUGUUGUCAAGAAACAUCUGAUUUUUCGACCAAUGCUACCAAAGGGGGAAGACAUUCUCUUUUCUGGCAAGCUGAACGUCCCAUCCAAUAUCGAUGCUACCAAAGCGGGUGACCUAACUGCUGAAAACGCACAUCUCACCUGUUUUGCUGGUGGUAUGUUCGGCAUGGGCGCAAAGCUAUUCGACCGCCCUGAGGAUCUUGAGAUCGCAAAGAAGCUUACAGAGGGCUGCGUCUGGAGUUACAGCAUGACUCCGACCGGCAUCAUGCCGGAAUCGUUUGAGGUUGCUCCAUGUGAAGACAGGAAAGACUGUACAUGGAACCAAACAGCGUACUGGGAGUACAUCGAUCCACGAUAUGAGUCCCGAAUGGAAACCUACAAGGAGCAGCGUAAAGUGUACGAGUCGCAGAUUGCGUCCGCUUCAUCAUGGUAUGAGGCAGAACUUGCUGCGAUGACCGCACCGCCUACCCCUGUUGUAGUUGCUGCGGUUGAGGCCCAGGCCACGUCUUCAUUGGUCUACGCAGAUACGCUGGAUAAGCGUCAGAUUAUCGAACACGUAGACGACGUAGAGAUUGCACACAUGUCAUCCGGGAUCGCCUCUGCAUCUGCGAGCGCUUCGCAGGACCACGAGUCGGUCAUGGGCGGCGAGUCCGAGGAGGGCGAGGGGCCACCCACCAAAGUUCAACCUGAUUCGAACAUUGCGGAGCUUGCGCCGCAGGCUAGUCUUACGCUGCCCAACUUCCCAUACGUCUAUUCGCCACAGCCAGUCAUGAACCACGAAGAUUAUGUGCAGAACAGAAUUCAAGAGGAUCGUCUGCCGCCGGGUGUCACAAGGAUUGGGGCCAAGAACUACAUUCUCCGCCCCGAAGCCAUAGAGUCCGUCUGGUACAUGUACCGCAUAACUGGCGAUUCACACUGGCGCGACGCAGGAUGGCGUAUGUUCCUCGCCAUCGACCAACAUACAGCCACUGAAUUUGGUAACUCGGCCAUCGACGACGUUACCAGACUGACGCCGGAGCUCAACGAUGAGAUGGAGAGUUUUUGGCUAGCGGAGACGCUGAAGUACUUCUACUUGUUGUUUGCCGAAGAGGAUCUGAUCAGCUUGGAUGAUUGGGUAUUGAAUACUGAGGCACAUCCUUUCAAGCGGCCGACAUAG
Alternaria burnsii is the source of this 2874-nucleotide messenger RNA. Its product is annotated as glycoside hydrolase family 47 protein. Gene Ontology annotation, molecular function: calcium ion binding; mannosyl-oligosaccharide 1,2-alpha-mannosidase activity. NCBI's taxonomy places the organism in Eukaryota, Fungi, Ascomycota, Dothideomycetes, Pleosporales, Pleosporaceae. The record is from RefSeq and is a predicted model, not a curated record. Gene Ontology annotation, cellular component: endoplasmic reticulum; Golgi membrane. The transcript has 2 exons. Bases 1 to 2874 code for a protein of 957 amino acids. Gene Ontology annotation, biological process: carbohydrate metabolic process; N-glycan processing.